AUGUUUUUGGCAAGGCAGUUGAGUAGACAUGACAACCUGCUGGCAUGGGCAUUGGUGACAGUUCAUGGAGGCAAGUACACAACCAGGUUGAAUCGAACAGUCACUCAUCUGCUCACUAACAUUUCCUCUGGGAGCAAGUUCAUGAAAGCCUCAAAAGUUGGCCUGCAUGUUGUGUGUGUGCAGUGGUUGGUCGUGGUCAUCCAGGAAGGCAAGUUGAUUACUGAAUCGGAUUAUCAUCCAGAUUUGUUCACGUGCUCCAGCCUUGCAACAUAUGAUGGGGAGAGUUGCAAGAAAGAUGUAGACACCUCAAACAACUGCAACAACACCACAAGUCGUCAACUGGAAAGUAGUGAAAGCAAUUUAGGCAUUGUUCCCCAUAGCAUGUCUCUCACUCAGUUGAAUACAAAUAGACUGUUGAGUUCUGCCUCUACAGAAGUUCGCAACUAUCCAGCACAACACAAGUCCUUGUCUUCUAAUUCUUUUAUUAGGAAAGUGCCGAACAAAAGUUGUGAUUGGCUGCCCACCACUGACCACAGUCACCUUCCAAGCAUCUACCGUACUCAUGAAAAUCCAAAUGACGUUAAACCAGAAAACUGUCUAGCCGGCUGUUGCUUUUUCAUGGAAGAUUGCAAGAAAUAUCUGACAGAUAGUGAAUUUAAUUUAUGGAAGCAGGUCAUCAGGCAGUAUCAGGGCAAGGUAAUGGAUGAUUACGCAGAUGAAGUCACUCAUGUUUUGUGCGAGACACAAGAUAGUCCAUACUUCCACAAAGCACUAACAGAUAAGAAGAGAUUGGUGACAUCGUAUUGGCUGAACGACUGCCUCUCACAGCACAAGUUGAUCGUUCCAUGCAACUGCUUGCACAUUCCACACAUGAAGCCCAUUGAAAUGAUAUGCUCCAAUCAAAUAAUGAUUCAGUUUGUUCAAUGUGAUUUUAAAUGGCAGACUCUAUGUAUAACAAACUUUGAUGGCUAUGAGAGAGUUUUGGUGAAGAGGAUGAUCGUGAUGCUGGGAGCCAAGUACACCGGCUUCCUAAACAGAAACAACUCCCUACUUGUGGCAAAAAGGGCUUCGGGGAAAAAGUAUCAAAAAGCUUUGGAGUGGAAUGUGCCAGUUGUGAAUGCAAGGUGGAUCAGUGAGCUGAUGUUUGGAAACUUGAAGGCCCUCAAACAACCUCUCCUGCCAAGCCUUUUUUCAGUCACUGUCAAACCACGGUGUAGUCGGGACAUGCUUUCAUCGAACUUCAUGAAGUGGAGCAACAUCUCUAGGCAGUCUCGCUUUGGCCGGGACUCGCCUCACAAAUGUUUAUCUCCGAGUUGGAAAACACGGGCCGGGCGGAAGUGCUUUCGCGCCCUGCUUGAGUCGGUCAAUCCGGCCUUACUAACCGCUGACAAGUCUUCUUCAUACAUGUUUUAUAUAUUGAACAAGACAAACAAAAGCUAA
Messenger RNA from Helobdella robusta, 1440 nucleotides. RefSeq lists its product as hypothetical. Bases 1 to 1440 code for a protein of 479 amino acids. The record is from RefSeq and is a predicted model, not a curated record. NCBI's taxonomy places the organism in Eukaryota, Metazoa, Annelida, Clitellata, Rhynchobdellida, Glossiphoniidae. The transcript has 11 exons.